AUGGGGCAUCAUUUGGAAAUCAUCAGUGCAGUUGGUUUUGGUGUGGUAAUAAGAGAUCAUUUAUGUCAAGUAUUGGGAGUUAUCUCUGGAGGAAUUGGCAUUGCAAUAAAUUACAUUGCAGAGAUAUAUGCAAUCAUCUGUGCAGUUGAGUUAGCUGUGGAACGGCAGAUUCAAGAAGUAAUUCUCAACUCAUAUUCCAAAACAGUGGUGACUGAAUUUGCAGGAAACAUAAUGCCAUGGUUUUUCAAAAUGAGAUGGAACAAAGAAAUUGUUAAGAUUCAUUCUCUCUGGUUCAGGCAUAGUUUCAGGGAAACUAACUUUUCUACAGAUACAGCUGCAAAAAAAGGAGCUCUACUGGCAGCGGGUCAAAGAGAAAUCUACUGUGGAAGAUCAAAGGAUUCUUCUCAAACCAAUACACAUCGUACUACCUACAAUAAUGGUGGUGUAAUUCUUGACACUCAUGUUCGCACUUUACCAGUUAACUUGAAGUUUGCAUCUUUUGAUAGUGAUGAUCCUGAUGUGGGCACUGUUGUUAAAUUAUUUGAACCAACUACUUUAGCAUCUGCCUUUAAUAAAGCGUUGAAUCAAGAAGCAGUUUUACUAGCAACUUCCAAACAACUUUCUCGACCAAAUCAGUUUCGACCACCUGCUGCUACUAAUACUUUACCAUUAAGGAAGAAUCCAAUACCUCCUGGUGCUAAGAGGCUUACGUGGGAAGAACAAAAGGAAAAGCGAGACAAGGGUCUUUGCUUUAAUUGUGACCAACUAUAUCAGCCAGGUCAUCUGUGUUUGAAACCUAGACUUUUAAUAUUGGAUGUUCCUCAAAACUCAGAGACCAUUGAUGCAGACUAUAAUGAGUGUAAUUAUGAUGUUACUGAAGAUCUUAUUCACAAUACCUUUUCAGAGGAUUCAGGACCAACAAUUUCCUUGAAUUCACUAAUGGGUUCUUCUUUUCCAAAAACUAUGUGUAUUAUGGGUUAUACUAAAGCUCAGCCUUUUACAAUUUUGAUUGACUCUGGCUCAACUCACAAUUUUCUUCAUCCUAAAAUAUCUAAACAGUGUGGGUAUUCUAUGAAAUCUGGAGCUGCUGCCUUGCAAGUUAUUGUUGGUGAUAGUGCUCAAACACAGACUCAGGUGUUUUGUCAUAAUGUACAAGUUAAACUUCAAGAUUAUUCUUUUUCCACAGAUUUUCAUCUUCUUAAUAUCAGUGGUUGUGAUGUUGUCUUAGGAGUUCAAUGGUUACAUACAUUUGGUCCUAUUACAUGGGAUUUUUCAAGGUUAAUGAUGAAGUUUCGCAUACAAGAUCAAGAUGUGAUGUUAUUAGGGAAUAAUUCCUCCAGCAUUAUGCUUUUGGACGCCAAGUCCAUGCAGCAUUUAUUAUCCAUAGAGACUUUUGCAGUUUUCUUACAACUAUCUGCAUUAAAUACUUUAACUACUGCUGCUACAAUUCUUCCACCUGAGUUGCGUGAAUUACUUGCUAAAUAUGCUGAUGCUUUCAAGACUCCUACAUCACUACCUCUUAAAAGAUUACACGAUCAUCGUAUCAAUUUGCUUCCAGAUUCUGCACCUGUCAAUGUCAGACCAUAUCGUUAUCCAUAUUUUCAAAAAGAUGAAAUUGAAAGGAUAGUGCAUGAACUACAACAAGAUGGCCUUAUUCGACCUAGUUCUAACCCUUAUUCAUCUCCCAUACUGAUGGUCCGUAAGAAGGAUGGUUCUUGGCGAAUGUGUGUGGAUUAUAGAGCUUUGAAUAAGAUAACCAUCAAAGAUCAUAUUCCAAUACCCAUGGUGGAUGAGUUAUUGGACGAAUUAAAUGGUGCAACAAUUUUUUCCAAACUAGAUUUUCGAUCUGCUUAUCAUCAACUACUUAUGCAUAAGCCAUAUAUUCUAAAAACUGCUUUUCGCACUCGUGAUGGUCAUUAUGAAUUCUUUGUCAUGCCGUUUGGACUCUCUAAUGCUCCAGCCACCUUUCAAGGAUUGAUGAAUCAUAUAUUUCGUCCUUACCUUCGUAUGUUUGUGCUAGUAUUUUUCGAUGACAUUUUGAUUUACAGUAAGACCAUGUCUGAGCAUAUUCAUCAUUUGUCUUUGGGAUUAGCAGGUUAUUAUCGCAAAUUUGUCAAGGAUUUUGGUAAGCUUAGUGCACCCAUACAUCAACUACUGAAGAAAGAUGCAUUUCUUUGGACUGAUAAUGCUACUACUUCAUUCAAAGUGCUUCAGAAGGCUAUUACUACAACACCAGUUUUAAUUCUUACAGAUUUUUCUAAAGAAUUCUCAUUGGAAUGUGAUGCAUCUGGAAAUGGGUUGGGAGCUGUGUUAAUGCAGUCUAGUCGACCCAUUGCUUAUUACAUCAAACCUUUGACUGGAAAGAAUUUAAAUCUCUCCAUUUAUGACAAAGAAAUGCUUGCAAUUGUCUCUGCAGUUCAAAAAUGGAGACCAACAGAAAUGGUUACCAAACUUCUGGGAUAUGAUUAUGAGAUUAUUUUUCGAAAGGGAAAAGAAAAUCUUGCAGCUGAUGCUUUGUCUCGCAGCAUUGGAUCUCACUUUAGUCUGACUACACCAAUUUUCUAUGAAGUCACUGAAAUAAUUCAAGAAUGUCAUCUGGAUGCUGAGCUAAGUAUACUAAUUCAAAAACUCAUUGAUUCUCCUUCUUGCAAACUUAAUUUUUCAUACAUUGAUGGUGUUCUGCGUUAUAAAGGACGAAUAGUUGUGGUACCUACUUCUUUAUGGUGUACCAAACUUCUUGAGGAGUUUCACUCAAACCCUAUAGGGGGGCAUUCAGGAUUUUUGAGAACUUAUAAGCGUCUAGAACACAAUUUUUAUCGGAAGGGUAUGAAGCAAGCAAUCAAAGAUUUCAUUCCUCACUGUGAUGUGUGUCAAAGAAAUAAAACUGAAGUUAUUUCACUACCAGGAUUAUUGAGUCCACUUCCUAUUCCUUCUGAAGUAUGGAUUGAUAUAUCCAUGGACUUUAUUGAUGGUUUUCCUCUUUCUGAACGCAAGAAUGCAAUUUUGGUGGUUGUUGAUCGUCUAACCAGGUAUGCACAUUUUAUUCCUCUCACACACCCCUAUUCUGCUAGCUCUAUUGCAGACGUGUUUGUGAGAGAAAUUGUUCGACUUUAUGGAAUGCCAAGAAGUAUAAUAAGUGAUCGAGAUCCCAUUUUUAUGAGGAAUUUUUGGAUAACUUAUUUUAAGCUACAAAGUACACAGCUAUGUCACACUUCUGCAUAUCAUCCACAGAGUGAUGGCCAGGUUGAGGUAACUAAUAGGACAUUAGAAUGUUAUUUGCGAUGUUUCGCUGGUAUGAAGACAACAGAUUGGUCGAAAUGGUUUCCCUUGGUUGAAUGGUGGUAUAAUACAAGUCAUGAUUCUGCAAUUAACAUGACUCCAUAUCAAGAUCUUUACAGCCGGCCUCCUCCAACAAUUUCAUCUUAUCUACCUGGUACCACUUUUUUGCAUGAUGUUGAUUUAAAUCUCAAAGCACGGGAUCAUACUUUAAAGCUGCUGAAAUCUCACUUGCAUGAUGCUCAAGCUAGAAUGAAAGCAUACUUUGAUGCUCAUCAUACUGAGAGGGAAUUUUCUAUAGGAGAUUGGGUUUUUCUUCGACUACAGCCAUAUAGACAGAGAACUGUUACUAAUCAAUCCUUUUCAAAACUAUCUCCAAGAUUCUAUGGUCCUUUACGAGUUAUUGAGAAGAUAGGACCAGUCGCAUACAAGUUGGAGCUUCCUGCAGAAAGUCGCAUUCACCCUGUAUUUCAUGUUUCUCAGUUGAAACUAAAAUUAGGAUCAGCUAACUCAGUUCAACAAGUUCUACCAUCUAUCAUUGAUUAUGAUAAGUGGGAACCAAAAGCUGUUUUGGAUCGUCAAAUGUUCAAGAAAGGAUCUUAUGCAGGAACUAAGUGGUUAGUGAAAUUGAUGGAUCACCCAAGUGAUGAGGCUACUUGGGAAGAUGCUGAUGAAUUACUUAUUUGUUUUCCAGACUUUCAGGCUUGA
Papaver somniferum (opium poppy) is the source of this 3984-nucleotide messenger RNA. RefSeq lists its product as uncharacterized. The record is from RefSeq and is a predicted model, not a curated record. Lineage: Eukaryota; Viridiplantae; Streptophyta; Magnoliopsida; Ranunculales; Papaveraceae. The coding region runs from base 1 to 3984 and encodes 1327 amino acids. Gene Ontology annotation, biological process: DNA integration. Gene Ontology annotation, molecular function: nucleic acid binding; RNA-DNA hybrid ribonuclease activity. The transcript is spliced from 5 exons.